Molecule: messenger RNA, 3400 nt
Organism: Aplosporella prunicola CBS 121167
Lineage: Eukaryota; Fungi; Ascomycota; Dothideomycetes; Botryosphaeriales; Aplosporellaceae
Exons: 6
Coding region: 195-3275 (1026 amino acids)
Source: RefSeq, a predicted model, not a curated record
GUAUUUGUUUACGCUCUACGGGCAGAAGACCGGAUUUUAGGGCUCGGCCAAUGCUUACCAUGACGUGCCUGAAGACUGGUCGGGCGAGAUGACACCGAGAAAUCGGCUUGGAGUGUUGAAUUUAUGUGCCAAUGCCUUCCUGUAGGAAACGCGUGCGGCGUUGAUGGCAUCUUUGAGCCCCGCUCGAAUUCAAAAUGUUUCUCUUAAGCAGUUUCUUACUACUCGUAGGUCCUGCCUUGUGCGCAGGGGAAAACACCAACUCUUUCCAAUCGCCGGCCAACGAGUACAGGGCCAAGUUCCGUUACUGGCUACCAGAUGCCAGCGUUCCUAAUGAAGUUGUCGCUCGAGACAUUGCCGCCAUGGCAAAAGUCGGCGCCGGUGGCUUCGAGUUCCUGCCCUACUACCAGUACGGCCUUCCCGAAGCCAUCAACGGCGUAGAGCCUCCCACAGAUUGGACAAAGUACGGCUUCGGGACCGAUGCGUUUAGGCAGACGUUCAGGGCUGCGCUCGAAGCCGCCGAGGCUAAUGGCGUGCUCAUGGAUUUCUCCCAGGGCGCGAACCAGGGCCAGGGCACGCCUGCGGUACCGGGCACGGAGGGUCUCGCAGUUGAGUUGGACUAUGUGAACGUGACCCUUGCCGGAGGAGACACCUUUGACGGAGCCCUCCCGCUGUCGAAACAACCUCCUGUCCAGGUGACGAGCUUCAUGCAUGCGCUCGAAGAGUUCGGAGAGCAGACGCUCCUCUCCGUCGUGGCGGCCGAAGUUGUGAACCAGAGUACAACGUUGACUAGUUCCGAUAGCUACGGUGCCACCAUUGAUCUGAUCACUGUUGGCGAUAUUGUCGACCUCACGGACUCUGUCGGCGCGAACAACUCCCUGACAUGGACUGCUCCAGCCGGCGGCACUAGCUGGCGUGUCUUUGCAUUCUACGAGCGCUACACCAACCAGAGAUCCGUUUCUCCCGGUCUCAACGCGACGGAUUACAUCCAAAACGGGUCGUGGACAGUGGAUCACUUUAGUGCUGCCGGCGGUAAAAAGUUAACUGACUUUUUCGAUGAGCACGUCAUUCCCGAUGAGGAAACCAGAGAGCUUCUGGCCAAAGUUGGCAAGUACGCGUGGGAGGACAGUCUCGAGAUGGAGACAUCUCUCUGGUGGACACCGGGCUUCCAAGACAAGUUCGAGCAAAACCGCGGCUACAGCAUUCGGGAGUGCCUGCCUCUGCUGAUGCAGCCUUCAAACUAUUGGGUGCAAAGCAUGAUGCCCUGGACGGAGACUUUUGUUUCGGCGAACAGCACCUUCACCGAAAAUUGCAACGAGGAUUAUCGGAUCACGCUUAACGAAGGCUACCAGGAAUACCUUGGGCAUUACCAACAAUGGGCACACGGUCUCGGCAUCGAAUACUCUGCUCAGCCGGCUUACAAUCUCCCUCUGAACGCACUCGACGACAUCCCCCUCCUCGACGGCCCCGAAGGCGAAUCCCUCGGAUUCGACAACAUCAUCGACACGUACCGCCAGUUCUCGGGGCCCAUCCACCUCACCGGCAAAAAAGUGCUGUCUUCCGAGUGCGGCGCCGUCGGAGGCGCACCCUACCUGCAGACGGUCCCAGACCUGUUAUGGUCUGUCAACCGCGGCUUGGCGACUGGCAUCUCAAUGCAUGUUCUUCAUGGGUAUGCGUACUCGGGCGAGUAUGCGAACACAACGUGGCCGUCGUAUACGACGUUCACGUACCGCUUUAGUGAGAUGUGGGGGCUGCAUCAGCCGGUUUGGCGGCAUAUGAGGGAUGCCAUGGAGUAUAUUGCGAGGAACCAGUGGGUUUCGCAGAGUGGGACGCCGAAGGUGGAUUUGGUGUUUUAUCAGUAUAGCGCGCCGUGGAUUGUGGAGGCUCGGUAUCAGAACACUAAUCUGGAGACACUGGGUUAUACGUACGACUACCUUGGCCCAGGCAACCUUCAACGUCCAGAGGCUGUAGUCAAAGAAAAUGUCCUGGCACCGAAUGGCCCGGCAUACAAAGCUCUAAUCUUCUCCAACCAAACCUCUCUCACAUCCGGAGCUGUUUCAAGAAUCCACGAGUUCGCCAGUGCAGGCCUACCAAUCUUCUUUGUCGGCGCCACCAACUUCACCAGCAUUGGCCAAGGUUCCGGAGAAGCAGCCAGCGUCUCCGCCUCAAUGAGUGCCAUCCUCGACAGCGGCUUGGAGAACGUGUACAAAGUCGCCUCGGCAGACGACCUCCCCACCGCCCUAACGACGGCAGGCAUUCUCCCGCGCUUGUCUUUCUCCACCGGAACCAAGUCCUGGUACUCGUUCUGGCGCCGCAACGAAACCAUCGACUACGCGUUCCUCUACAACGACGGCAACGAGACGCACACCUCGACCGUCUCCUUCGCCGCCCCCGAACACAGCAUCCCCUACGUCUUCGACGCCUGGACCGGCGCCGUCUCGCCCGUGCUGCAGUACGCCACUGGUCCAUCAACCAACAUCAACAUCAAAAUCACCCUCGCCCCAAACCAAACCACCAUCCUCGGCUUCGCGAGCCCCGACAGCGCCCUCCCAGCCCCGGCUCCCCGUAUGCACGUCACAGCCGCAACAGGCGGCCUCGCGGCCCUACGCCUCGCAGCAAACGGCAGCGUUGUCGCGGUGCUGACGGGGCCCGCGAGCCUCACCCUCUCGGACGGCAGGACGGUGGACCUCGCUCCCUCGGAUACACCACUACUGCCGCCCACGAACUUGUCCGUCUGGGACGUCGCGGUGCACAGCUGGGACGCGACGGCAGACAUGUUCAGCAUGGCGACGGCAAUAACGAGGCACAAUUUCUCCGCCGUGCCGCUGCGGCCGUGGAAUCAGCUGGAUCCGGGACUGGGCAAUGCGAGCGGCACAGCGACAUACACGACCACGUUCGGCACGCCCAACACCACCACCUCCUCUUCGGCGUCCCUGUCAGCGUUCCUAACGCUCACGCCGCAUCUCACAAACACAGCCCGCGCAUCCCUCAACGGUAUCCCGCUCCCGCCGCUCGACCCUGCGAAUCCGCGCACGCGCAUCCCAGACGAAGCGCUAUUGCCGCGGGGAGGGCUGAAUAGGCUGACGGUCGAGGUCGCGACGACGCUGUUUAAUGUUGUGCGGGCACAGGCGAUGGAGGAUAAGGUGUGGACGGCGGGGGUGGGCGCCGAGGACGAGAAUGGGGGGAUUUAUUCUGGGCGGGAGGCGCUGGGGGAGGGGUUGCUUGGGAGUGUGCGGGUGAUGUGGGAGGGGGAGGGGGAAGUGGUGGUGGGGUGGUGAUGUUGGUAGCUACACGCGUGCGGUCAUGGGUCCCUUCUGGUGAAGAACUGUCGCUAUGGCUCGUUCCCCGUUUCCGUUUCCGGUUAGUCUCCACGCGACGUCACGAUGCGGCGCGCUCGGCUGUU